AUGAGCCUGGCACCGACAGCAAAGGCCGCUGGCCCCACAGAUGCUGCUGAGCGGGCACGCACAGAGGAAACAGAAAAGAAAGUGACCUUUGUGGCUUCUGAGGACUCGAGUUCUGUGUUUGACAGUGUGGGGAGCAGUGUCCUCUCCUGGCUCUCCCAUGGGCUGGAGAAGGUGAUUCCCCAGCCAGCCCCAGCCCCAGGGCUGCAGGCACUCGGGAAGAGCUUCGAGACAAGCAUCGACGUUGCUGAUGAGACAGAGGUCCAGGUCAUUGGGGAUGAGGACGACGAUGGUCUGGAGAUAACUCCCUUCGAUGCCGAGGACGACGCGUCCGAGGGGGAGCUGGAGAGCGCCCCGGAGCAGUGGACAGGACAGCGGGUGCUCAGCUGGCUCUCACAGGGCUUCGAGAGGAUUCUGCCGCAGCCAGAGGGGAUGAAAAAGCCGGAGACAGAGCCGAAGGAGAAGAGUGAAGGCACGGUGGAAGGCACAGAAGGGACUAAAACCCAGGCGAAGUCGAAACCCAGCGCUGCAGGUGUUCCGAGUGCCCCAGGGGCAGCGAAGGCAGCGGCGGCCCAGGCCCGGCCGGAGCCAGGUGCUGCCCUGAGCCCUCAGCCCAUGGCUAUGGAUGGCACCAGGAUGUUCAGCUGGUUUGUCCAGGGGCUGGAGAAGGUGAUGCCACAGCCGGUGACCAGGGAGAAGCAGGACACACAGGGAGUGGCCACCGCAACCUCGAGUUCUGUGGAACAAAUUCAUGCAGCUCCUGGGGAGCAGGAGGAAACCCAUCUCAUCAUGGAAGAGAUGGAGGAUGGCAAGAUGAAUGAAGAGAUGACAGCCUGGGCUCACCAGGCUGAGCUGCAGGCAGAUGCUCAUUCCCUUCCCACCAUACAGGAGGAGCCUCAGGAAGAAGAGACCAGGCCCCUGCUGCAGCCUCCUUGUCCCCCUGCUGAUGAAGGUGUGGAAGAAGCCUGCCUUGCCCAGGAGGCCCCCGGGGCUGAGCAGCUGGAGGAAGUUGAGAUAAGCAAUCUGCAAUGUGCCCCUGUGCAGGUGGAAGAGGAGCCAGCUGAAGCUGCUGAAACUGAUGCUGAAGGUACAAGGGGUAUCGGGAGGGUGCCAGACUGGGAUGGAGUAAGCUGCAGAUGCCUUGUCCCUUGCUUGAAGCUCCCAGCAGCUGCUAGCAGCAUGGCCAGGCGGGCCCAGGACGUCGAGCUCUUCCAGCUGGUGCAUGACAAGCCCUGGGCUGGCAGGGCCCCCUCUCCUGCUGGCCACGGGACUCUAGAGCAGCUGCCCAAUGUCCCCAGUGUCCCCAGCUGCCGAGCCCCUGCUGCCACCCCUGUCCUUGUCGCCAGCAAGCCAAAGGCUGGACUUGUCAACCCCAAUUUUUGCACUGAGGAGCAACCCCCACUAGGAGAAGGCGACUGCUCCCAGAGGAUGCUCUGGACAGGGGUCUGGUGAGCCAAUCCUCCAGCCAAGGGCUGGGCUGGGACCAGGAGCACAGGGAAAGCCUGCCCGAGCGCAUCGGCUCGGCCUCGAGCCUGAGCAGUGCCAUCAUCAACACCCGGCUGCAGGAGCUGGUGAGGCUCUUCAAGGAGAGGACUGAGAAGGUGAAGGAGAAGCUCAUUGACUCUGAUGUCACCUCAGAUGAUGAGAGCCCCGUGGCAUCUCCCAGCAAGCCAGCACCUGCAGCAGCCGCAGCGCCUGCCUCAGGAGGGGAUCUGGAGGGGGACAAACCUCUGGGGGAUGACCACUACUGUGAGAUGCUGUGCUGCACCUUCAAGCGCCGGCCCUGGCUGGAGCACCUCAAGAGUUACCAGUUCCCCAGCAGCAUUGACCCCCUGACCAAUCUGAUGUACGUGCUGUGGCUGUUCUUCGUGGUCAUGGCCUGGAACUGGAACUGCUGGCUGAUCCCUGUCCGCUGGGCCUUCCCCUACCAGACCCCAGCCAACAUCCACUACUGGCUGCUGGUGGAUUACCUCUGUGACCUCAUUUACCUGCUGGACAUCCUCAUCUUCCAGACCCGGCUGCAGUUCGUGCAGGGGGGAGACAUCAUUACUGACAAAAAGGCCAUGAAAGAGAACUACCUGCGGUCACAGCGCUUCAAGAUGGAUGUGCUGUGCCUGCUGCCCUUGGAUUUCUUCUACUUCAAAGUGGGUGUGAAUCCCCUGCUGCGCUUCCCCCGGUGUCUGAAGUACAUGGCCUUCUUCGAGUUCAACAACCGCCUGGAGGCCAUCCUGACCAAGGCUUACAUCUACAGGGUGAUUCGCACCACUGCCUACCUGCUGUACAGCCUGCAUGUGAACUCCUGCCUCUACUACUGGGCAUCAGCCUACGAAGGACUGGGCUCCACCACCUGGGUCUAUGAUGGGGAAGGAAACAGCUACAUCCGCUGUUACUACUGGGCAGUGAAAACCCUCAUCACCAUCGGAGGCCUGCCAGACCCCAAGACCCUGUUUGAGAUCGUCUUCCAGCUGCUGAACUACUUCACAGGGGUCUUUGCUUUCUCUGUCAUGAUAGGGCAGAUGAGAGACGUGGUUGGUGCUGCUACUGCAGGACAAACAUACUACCGGAGCUGCAUGGACAGCACCAUUAAAUACAUGAACUUCUACAGGAUCCCCAGGGCAGUGCAGAACAGGGUGAAGACGUGGUACGAGUACACAUGGCACUCCCAAGGCAUGCUAGAUGAGUCAGAGCUGCUGGUGCAGCUGCCGGACAAGAUGAGGCUGGACAUCGCCAUCGACGUGAACUACAACAUCGUGAGCAAAGUGGCCCUUUUCCAGGGCUGUGACAGACAGAUGAUCUUUGACAUGCUGAAGCGGCUCAGAUCAGUGGUGUACCUGCCCAACGACUACGUGUGCAAGAAGGGGGAGAUAGGCCGGGAGAUGUACAUCAUCCAGGCGGGACAGGUGCAGGUGCUGGGGGGACCCGACGGCAAAUCCGUGCUGGUGACUCUGAAAGCUGGAUCUGUCUUUGGGGAAAUCAGCCUGCUGGCAGCAGGAGGGGGAAAUCGCCGCACAGCAAACGUCGUGGCCCACGGCUUCGCCAACCUUUUUAUUCUGGAGAAGAAAGACUUGAACGAGAUUUUGGUGCAUUACCCGGAGUCUCAGAAGCUGCUGCGCAAGAAAGCCAAGAAAAUGCUGAGGAGCAACAACAAGCCCAAAGAUGAGAAGGGAGGCCCCGGAGAUGCGCUGGUCAUCCCCCCGAAAGCGGAGACCCCAAAGCUGUUCCGGGCUGCCCUGGCGGCCACGGGGAGGAUGGGGGGCAAGGGGCCCCUGGGGCGGCUCCGCUGGAGGCUGAAGGAGCUGCAGGAGCUGCAGGCGAUGCAGGAGAUGCAGGAAGCGCAGGCGAUGCAGGCGAUGCAGGAGGCGCAGGGUUCCAGUGUCAGCCCAACCCCACCGAAGUCACCAGUGCACCAGAGAUCUCCUGUCGCAUCCCGCAGAGCACAAACCCGCCCGGGAGGAGAAAUAUCCUCAGAAUCUCCUGAUCACUCAGUCACCAUCCGUGUGAUCUCCACAGCAAGAGAGGAUGAGGAAAUCCUUGCUGCUGAGAUUUCAGAGAAAGAUGAAAAGGAAGAAGAGCAAUGAAAGAGCAGCAGGGCCCAGGGCAGGCGUAGGAGUCAGGCAAAUGCCUGGGCCAGCAGAUUCUUGUUGUUAAUGAUUUCCAUGCAGUGGCUGUAGCUUUGGCUAUGUGCUGUGGGUAGGAUCUGCCUCUCUCUUCUGCCCAGACCCUCAAUCACUGCUGAUAAAACCCUCUGCCAUUUGACCCAGAACCAUGUAAGGUUUCUCCACUUGCAGAUCUGUUGAGCACCUUUAUGAAUUCCCCACUAAAUCUCAGGUCAGCCCUCUUGCUUUGUGGAGGGAGAGCUAUGGAAAAAUUGCUUUUUAUGGCUCUGGAUGGUUAAUGAGUGUUCAGACAAAGCAUGAAGAGUUAUUCACCUCUGACAGCUGAGUCACCACUUGGCUGGAAACAACCCAGGGAAAAAAACCACAACAAGGUUUCUCUGUUGGGCUCAAGGUUGACAGCAGCAGUGGGGAGUGAUUCAUCUGAAAAGGAUGUGGGCUAUGCUCACAGGCCGAGCUUGAUUUGCUCACAGACCAAGCUGUCAUGAGAAUGCCAAGCUCUGUCCCCAGUGCACAGACUGCAAGGUGCCUGAGGGACCCUCGUGGUGCCAACACCACCUGGGCUUUGCCAGGGGAGGAAUCCUUGCUGGGAAGGUGGUGGGCUCUCCAUGACUGGGGGCUCUUGUGGGGAGAUUUGAUGAGCAUCUUUCAAGGAUGGAGAAGCACAAUCCUGGAUGAGAUAGAUGUUCCUGGAGGUUUUGUUUCCAGCCUUGGGAUUUUUCUGUGCUGCCAAUGCUGGGAGGGAUAAACAGAGAGCAGGAAGGGAGAACUGAGUUAGUUCCCAGCUGGGAGGGGAAAGAGAAGGGCAGUGAGUGCUCUCCUGUCCCAGACAGUGUUUCAGAGUCAGCUCUGAGCCUGCCAUAUGCCAACAAGUUCCCCUGCACUCCCUGCUGGGCCUCAGUGCCAUCCUGUUACAGGAGCCCCCUCCAGCCAGGUCUCACAUGCUCUCAGAGGUCCGUAACACACCCAAGACAGCUCAGCUACCUUUGGACGCAUAGAAAUCAGCAGGAUGGCUUCUGCUGCAGUGUUGGAAACAAAAAGGUUUAAUAAAAGGCUAAAUAACAAACAGAGAAAAACCAAGCCAGGUGCAGGAGAUUCUUGCCCCUGGUUAAACACCUCACAAAAGCAAUUGGUUUCUUUGUUCUCUUCUUUUUCUAGUCAAUUGCCCAGGCAGGACUUUUUGGCCCCUGUCCAGUUGGCUGUCCUUAAGUUUGGGGUGAAGUCCCCUACGUCUAUGAGAUGUCUUUUCACCUAAUUGAGGAGAGAAACUUCUGGGCUCCUUUCCUUUUUGAGGGGACAAAGGAGAGUUCUGUCACUCCAUCAACAGGGGACACAUUCCUGUAGCAUCCCCAUUUCCAUCAGGCAACUUCCAGCCCUUCAGCCACCUCAGACUGGCUUCAGACUGGCUUCUUCAGCCCACUCAGACUGGCUCCUGGCCACAUUUCCCACAGAGAGAAGCCACUCUGGUGCUGCUCAUCACUCAAGUCACAAAGCCACUGCCCCAGCUGUGCUGGAGGGGAAGGCAAACAGCACCAGCACCAGCUGAUGGCUCAAGGUGCCCCAUCUUCCUCCAGCACCACCAGCUCCCUCCUCAUCCUCCUCAAGCCAGCUCCCAGCACAGUGAGCUGAGAGGGGCUGGGGAGCAGCGCAUGAGGCAGGGCUGGAUGAGGUUUGCAGAUCCUCCCCGAGUUUUGGCUGUCCAUUCCCACAGAGAGGAGCCACUUCCCAUCCUGUGGUGGAGCAGCUGGGGCAGGUUUGCUGCAGGGAGCAGCCCUGUCCCCGUGGCCAAGGCACUCCCAGGGGUUCAGCAGAUGCAGGGAGCAGUGCUGCAGGUUCCACAGGUCUGGCUGUGACACAGGGAGGGGUGGCAGGGCUGCUGUCACCCCCUGGGUCAUCCCUCUUCCCAUCCAGGCUGACCUUCGCCUCCUCUGGGAUCUCCUUUUGUUGCUUUUUCCCCUCCCUUCUCUUGCAAACUGUAUGGGUUUCUGUGGCAAAAAAUAAAGCCAGAAUAGGUGUCAGCCUUAGUUAAUAAUGCCUUGCUUUCUUUUUAAACAAAUUUAAUGAGCUCCUGUACUGCAGGGGGGUCUGAAGCCAUCACAUUGCAGGGGAGAGCCUGCACUCACCCAAACCUCCCUGAAGAUUUCUCAUCCUCAGUCAUUUGCCAGUGGUUUCCAUUUGCCAGGCAGAAGAUUUUCAUGGGGAGUGAAAAGUUGCAGGUUUUUUCCACUCUUUAAAUAUUUAUGUAAUCAAACCAGGAAACAUGCAAAAAUCAAACUGGGGCUCUGAUUUACUUCUAUGAUUUAAUUUUCUUUAGAAAAAGCUUAUAAAUAAAUAGUGGGCUGUAAUUGCUCUCGUAAUUCACUGUAUCUACAAUAAACACCAUGUAGAUUACAA
Messenger RNA from Zonotrichia albicollis (white-throated sparrow), 6005 nucleotides. The record is from RefSeq and is a predicted model, not a curated record. Lineage: Eukaryota; Metazoa; Chordata; Aves; Passeriformes; Passerellidae.